Messenger RNA from Phodopus roborovskii (desert hamster), 920 nucleotides. Its product is annotated as prolactin-8A9. Gene Ontology annotation, molecular function: prolactin receptor binding; hormone activity. Gene Ontology annotation, biological process: positive regulation of cell population proliferation; response to nutrient levels; female pregnancy. The record is from RefSeq and is a predicted model, not a curated record. The transcript is spliced from 6 exons. Gene Ontology annotation, cellular component: extracellular region. Bases 1 to 810 code for a protein of 269 amino acids. Lineage: Eukaryota; Metazoa; Chordata; Mammalia; Rodentia; Cricetidae.
AUGGAUACCAGUGGAUUUAGCAGUGGCAAGAUGUCCCUCAAUGAAUAUUUUGAUGAUGUCAUCAUAUUGUCUAAGGGCAUCAGCGAACUUGCUUCAGAAAUUUGCAGACUUUUUGUGACAUGGACACUGUUGCUGCUGGUGUUGAAGCUAUUCCUGUGGGAGAAAGCUGCAGCAAUUCCUGAAUGUCAUACAGAAGAUGGGGGCUGUUGGGACCCCCUUGUGGAAACCUUUAACAGUGCCAUUAAGCGAGCAGAAAGUAUCCAUAAUCUUGCUGAACAAAUGCAGCAAGAGUUUUUCCACAAUGAAUUCUCUUCUAGAGCAUUUUCGGCUCUGAUUACACAAAUGAAUAGAAGGAAUAUAACUGUUCUCAGGGCAAGAAUGUACUGCCACGCUAAUGGCACAAACCCUCCAAGUCAUGGAAUUGAACAACAAAAUAUCAAAGACAAAAAAUAUUUAAAAAUGUUGAUCAAUUAUGUGGGUGCCUGGACGAGCCCUCUAUUCCAUCUCACACUUGAAUUGAGUGCCAUGCCAGAUGCCCCUGUAGCUAUCCUUUCAAAAGCCAAACAAAUUGAAGAGGACAACAAAGAACUACUGGAUGACCUUAGGUGGAUACUCAAUAAGGCCUAUCCUACAGCAAAGAUAAAGGAAAAGUUCCCCAGCUGGGAUCAUCUUCCCCACCUAAAAUCGAAUAGCAAAAACAAUAAGUUUUUGGCAAUGUUUAACCUUUCCUACUGCCUACACCUUAAUAUAUUCUACACUGAAAAUCAUCUCAGAACACUGAAGUGUCGAAUAACUGGGAAAGAUUGCUAAGUGCUCAUCGACCCCAUCUGCUUUGGAGAUGGUCCAUGAAGUUCAUUGCUGAGAAAUUUCUUUAAUGUCAUAGCUUGUGAAUGCAUGUGUGUGUGUGUGUGUGUGUGUGU